GGCUUACAGUAUUAAAUUAGUACAAUUUUAUCGUCAACAAUAUUAACAUUAGUCGGGAUAUAAUUUUAAAUCUAAUAUUUUUCAUAAAGCUGUGUAGCUAAUGUUCAAAAUUCACCCUUGUGGUUUGUUUUUACGAAACAAAUUGUUACAAUUAAAUUUUUCGUACAUUUUCACUAAAAACUACACAUCUACAAUAUUUGCCCUGUCAUCAGGUAAAGGAAAAUGUGGCGUUGCUGUUAUAAGGAUUUCCGGUCCUGCCUCAAAUUUAGUGAUGGGAAAAAUGGCUGGACUGAAAAAGUUACCUGAACCAAGAAAAGCUUUGCUUAGGCAAAUUAGACAUCCAGAAAAACAUGAACUUUUAGAUAGAGGCUUGGUACUUUGGUUUCCAGGUCCAAACAGUUUCACGGGGGAGGAUAGCUGUGAACUUCAGAUUCAUGGUGGAGUAGCUGUCAUAUCAGCUGUUUUAGAUGCUUUGGCUGCCAUACCUGGGCUACGUCCUGCUGAACCAGGGGAAUUCACGAAACGGGCAUUCUACUCAAAUAAAAUGGAUCUCACUGAGGCUGAAGGGUUGGCUGACUUGAUUCACGCGGAGACGGAAGCUCAGCGGAAACAAGCUCUGCUGCAAGUUGAAGGAUCACUGUACCAGCGCUAUAGUGAGUGGCGAGACAACCUGAAGAGGUGCAUCGCUCAUGUGGAAGCUUAUAUAGACUUCAGCGAAGACCAAAACAUUGAAGAUGAUAUACUACAAACAACCAAUAGUGAACUAAAAUUACUCACGCUGAAAAUACAGGCGCACUUGCAAGAUGGCAGACGAGGAGAGAGAACAAGAGAUGGAGUCAAAACCGUCAUUGUUGGGGCCCCCAAUGUCGGCAAGAGUAGUCUACUCAAUGCCUUGUGUGAACGGCCAGCAGCCAUUGUGAGUGCUACGCCAGGGACCACUAGAGAUGUUGUGUCUUCUGUGUUGGACAUCGCAGGGUAUCCAGUCUUGAUCAGUGAUACAGCUGGUCUUAGAGACAACACAGACGACGUGAUAGAGAGAGAAGGAAUCGCCCGAGCCCACCAAGAACUUGGCACAGCAGAUUUGAUGCUACUAGUCAUUGACGCAACUUUUUACCAGAACUGGAGCGAUAAAAACCAGGAGCAAAACUUUUUAGACUUUCUGAAGAUUUACAUCAACACAUUAAAACUGGAAGAAGCAGUUUUGUCAUGUGGAAAUGUCCAAAAAUUGUUUGGUGAUAAAUCACAUAAGGUUACAGAUAAUGUCUGUUUGAUAGUUUUCAACAAACUUGAUCUGAUUGAAUAUAAGUCGCUGUUUUAUAAGGUGUGCCGGGAAUACCCGGAAUGUGUUACUGCAGUUUCAUGUAAAGACAACGGACUGCUUGGACCUCUUAUAGAGAAAUUAACUACCAGCUUAGAAAAAUUGUGUGGCAACCCGACAAGAGAGAACGCCUGUUUGAGCCAGUCCCGCCACCGUUACCACUUAACAGCAUGUGUAGCAGCCCUCGACAGAUACCUGGCCAUGUGUGGAAGUGAGAGAGAGAUAGAUCAAGCUGCAGGUCAACUUAGAGUAGCUAUGAAUGCUAUUGGACACAUCACUGGACACGUGUCUACGGAACAGAUACUCGAUGUAAUAUUCAAAGACUUUUGCAUCGGUAAAUAAAUCAGUGUAUUCAUGU
Messenger RNA from Macrosteles quadrilineatus (aster leafhopper), 1676 nucleotides. RefSeq names its product tRNA modification GTPase GTPBP3, mitochondrial. Lineage: Eukaryota; Metazoa; Arthropoda; Insecta; Hemiptera; Cicadellidae. Gene Ontology annotation, biological process: tRNA methylation; tRNA wobble uridine modification. Bases 101 to 1660 code for a protein of 519 amino acids. Gene Ontology annotation, cellular component: cytoplasm; mitochondrion. Gene Ontology annotation, molecular function: protein binding; GTPase activity; GTP binding. The transcript is spliced from 9 exons. The record is from RefSeq and is a predicted model, not a curated record.